UUUGCUUUCCUCCCUUCCAAAAUUCAAACGAAGCCCUAGGCUCCAAACAGCCCUAGGCUUUCCGCAUUGCGGCGCGGCCUCAGCGGCGGCCGGCGGCGUGGGCUCCGGCGGCUCGAGCUCCGGCAGCGCCGGCGGCGGACGGCUUCCUUUUGGUCUUGCGCGCGUAGGAAAUCGAAGCCUUCGUUUGACGAUUCCUUCCCAAAGCUAAGCCCCUACCAAAUGGAGAAGUUCCUCGUGGCGGCGCCUCCACCUUCCGGCGAUGCUCCGGCGGCACCGGUUCCUCCGAGACGGCACCGGUGGAGCCGCGUCGCCGCCGAGCUGGACGGCCGCAUCGACGCUAGGUUUCGGCACCGGGAGUCCGUUCGCCUGCGCGAUUCGUUCUCCGAGAUAAGGACCUUCAGUCACAAUUACUACAUGGAAGGCCAGGAGCGAUGUACAACAUAUAUGAAUCGAGUUGUUAACGAUUCAGUCCUGGGAUUUCAAGCAGUAAGAGAGGGGAUUUCAGCAAUGGAAUUUGAUAAAAAGGGAAUAUACCUUGCAUCAGUUACAGCCUCGGGAUGUUUAACCGUGCAUGAUUUUGAGACCUUAUACUGCUCCACAUAUGGUCCAUCACGGGGUUUGCCAGAUGAAUCAUCAAACUAUUUGCUACAUAUAUCAAACUCAAUGCCCCUAUGUGCUGUCCGAUGGAAUCCAGCAAAUCAAGAUGAGAUAGUUUGUGUAUCUAGACAAACUGACAUGGUUCUCCUGUUUGAUAUUGGCUGUGUCUCGUCCACGCCAACUGAAAUUUUACGGAAAGGAAGAUCCAGAUAUCCUGUGCUCUCUGAAUUCCGCAAAGGUUUGACUGAUGUAGCUUUUUCUUCAGAUGAUAAGUCAUGGUUAUUUGCAUCUGGCCUUGAUGGAGCGGUCUUCAUGUGGGACAUGCGGCUAAGUAAAAAACACUGUCUUGAGCUCAUAGGACAUCCAGAAUCUCAAUUUAGCAGUGUCAAGCUAAAUAUAGAUAACCGGACCGUGUUUGCUGCAACUAAAGAGGGCACCGUUCAUGCCUGGGAUCUCCGUGGAGGGAGGGCAUCAGCUGCUUUUCAAAGCCAUAAUGAGGUUCAACAAUUAUCAUCAGUGAAGAUAUCAACUUUGUUGGGCAAAAUUCCAUCGCUAAAGGACCAAACGAACAUUGUGUCGAGUGAAAUUCUUUCAAUAGACUUCAACCCUAGUUGCUCAUAUCAGUUAGCCUUCCAUCUUGACAAUGGCUGGUCUGGAGCCUUGAACAUUAACACCCUCAGUGUGAGUCACCUGCACUGCCCUCCUCCUGAUUGGUUGGAGCACAUGAACUUCAUGUGGCAAAAGCUACAUAGAAAACCGACCUGGUUGCCGACAUCUUCAAUUUAUGCAGUUGGAUCUGCCUCCAAUACUGUUGGCAUGCAUCUACUGGAUUUUCAUCCAGAUACAAGUUCAGCAUGCCAUGUCGACUACAAUGAGGAAAUAAGAGGCUCCGAUGAAAAGAAACCUGCAGCAAACAAGUUUAUUCCUUCAUCUCAGAGAGUUGUUUCCUGUGCAGCACAUCCCUUCUGUCAUACUAUACUUGCCGGUACUCAGUUUUCAUCUUUGCUCGUGUUAUCGCAAAAGCAAGAGUCUAUCAAAAACUCGGAGUAGCGGUGUCAUGGAACAAUCUUGAUUUGCCUCCAAGACAAUAUCUCCAAAUGCAGUCACAGUGCUCUACAUUAGCUCGUGGGCCGUCCUGCAUCGGAGAAUGAUCAGCCGCAUGGGAGCACAAUCUAUUGGUCCCACCACAGAGGCUCCCAACCUGAUCGACCGGUCAAAAAGAACUAAAUCUCUUGGCGUUACAUGAUUCGAUCUUCUGCCAGUGCAUUGCCUCCAAGAUGGGCGACAGAUUUCUGUGUUGCAACCGACCAUGUAUGUACUUUCAUGGCAUGCUCCUAGGGGCUCUGAAGGUUCGCUUACCUGUACAUGAUUUCCCCCGUUCCCUGAACUCCCUAUCUCUGUAGAUCGUACAUAAGUUGUGUUUCCCAGUUUCUCGCAAUGUCGGUGUAUCUCCUGGAUGUAAUACUGUAUAAUGAACUGCUUCAUCCGUUCCAAAAUAUAACAUACUGGUACUAGAUUAUACAUAA
Molecule: messenger RNA, 2123 nt
Organism: Oryza sativa Japonica Group (Japanese rice)
Lineage: Eukaryota; Viridiplantae; Streptophyta; Magnoliopsida; Poales; Poaceae
Molecular function (GO): protein binding
Source: RefSeq, a predicted model, not a curated record